Molecule: messenger RNA, 711 nt
Organism: Tachysurus fulvidraco (yellow catfish)
Lineage: Eukaryota; Metazoa; Chordata; Actinopteri; Siluriformes; Bagridae
Gene: fkbp2
Product: FKBP prolyl isomerase 2
Exons: 6
Coding region: 157-573 (138 amino acids)
Biological process (GO): protein peptidyl-prolyl isomerization
Molecular function (GO): peptidyl-prolyl cis-trans isomerase activity
Source: RefSeq, a predicted model, not a curated record
AUUUUCCUUUGGGGAUUAGUAAGAACUCGCUAUUGAAGACCAGGCGGUUUGUAUUAAAAUUGCUGGCUUCACUGCACAAUAGUGUGUUUAACUCUUCCCUGUUUUAUUUUAAAGAAACUGACCAGGGACACUGCGGUUUUCCCCCCAGUUACAGAUAUGAGGCUGUAUUUGUUUCUGGCUGUCACCAUGAUGACCCUUCUCAUGGAGGUGGUACAAGGGGCAGAGAAAAAGAAACUCCAAAUCGGGAUAAAGAAAAGAGUGGAGAAUUGUCCCAUCAAAUCCCGGAAGGGGGACGUACUCAACAUGCACUACACCGGAAAGCUGGAGGACGGGACUGAAUUUGACAGCAGCAUACCGAGGAAUCAACCCUUCACCUUCACCCUGGGAACUGGACAAGUGAUCAAGGGCUGGGACCAGGGGCUGUUAGGGAUGUGUGAGGGAGAGAAAAGGAAGCUGGUCAUCCCAUCUGAGCUCGGUUAUGGUGACCGAGGAGCCCCACCUAAAAUCCCAGGUGGAGCCACACUCAUCUUCGAAGUGGAGCUGUUAAGCAUUGAGAGAAGAUCUGAUUUAUAAUGCACAGAAUCCGAAGCUUUAAUCUGUACCUGCACUGAGGACAGCCAAUCACUGCUGCUCUGGAGAUUGGUUUAAAGAUGAAAAGUCACACUUGUGUACACGUGAAAUUCAAUAAAACGAGUUAAACAAACAACAAAA